UAACUACAUCAAAUGCGUAACGGCGUAGCCAAUAGGAGAUAUGUGCGAUCGAGUUCGGUCAGUUACACACCCACAUUACUUUCUGUCAACCACUAUUUAGCGGGAGUUGUAGCUGUGAAACCAAGCGUCCAUACAGCGGAGACAACCGGCGUUGGAUUAAUUAGGGCAACCAUGUCUGACAGAAAAGCAGUCAUAAAAAAUGCGGACAUGUCGGAGGAGAUGCAGCAGGACGCAGUGGAGUGCGCCACGCAGGCACUGGAGAAGUACAACAUCGAGAAAGACAUCGCUGCAUACAUCAAGAAGGAGUUUGACAAGAAGUACAACCCCACCUGGCAUUGCAUCGUAGGGAGGAACUUUGGCAGCUAUGUGACCCAUGAGACCAAGCAUUUCAUCUACUUCUACUUGGGCCAGGUGGCCAUCCUGCUAUUCAAAUCUGGCUAAGCGGCCAGCGGCCCCAGCCCCUUCAACACCAACUGACCAUUAAAUACUGACUCGACAGAAAGGCUAUCACCCUGGUCAAUGGGGACUGCCCUUUUCUGUGCUGCUUUGUUUAAGAAAAAAAAAAUACAUGGCCAUGUGAGAUUAAACACUUGUAUUUAUUUUUGUUUUCUACUACAGUAGAUUUGAUGUCACCGGUUUUUAUUUUUAUUAAAGCGAUAUUGUUUGGCUCUG
Molecule: messenger RNA, 672 nt
Organism: Oncorhynchus keta (chum salmon)
Lineage: Eukaryota; Metazoa; Chordata; Actinopteri; Salmoniformes; Salmonidae
Product: dynein light chain 1, cytoplasmic
Exons: 3
Coding region: 13-441 (142 amino acids)
Biological process (GO): microtubule-based process; cilium assembly
Cellular component (GO): cytoplasmic dynein complex
Molecular function (GO): dynein light intermediate chain binding; dynein intermediate chain binding
Source: RefSeq, a predicted model, not a curated record